UAUAAGCGAUGGUCGUUGUGUAUUUCUCCCUACCAUUGUUCAUAUUCAUGGUGUUCCUGGCCAUUAGUGGUUGUGUAGGAUGCUUCUACAUGGGUAAACAUCAAGCGAUAACUAAAGUUGGUGGACCGGAAAUGCCAACUGCUUAUCCGACCGCACCACAAGUCAAUCAAGGUUACAAUACUGGAGCUCAACCUUGCCCUCCUAACUAUGCUGUCUAGUCAUUAAUUGUGUACCUUGUGCGGUUUAAAAAUUAUCAUAGACCAACACUAUCUUUUGCUUGUCUUUUAGUUGUGAUAUUGUUUAUUUCUGUUUGAAUCAUUGAAUUUUAAUUGCAUAUUUGUCGACGUCUGCAUUCACAACCACCUUAUCAAAAAUAAACUUUGGAGUCAUUAUGAUGUCCAA
Eruca vesicaria subsp. sativa (arugula) is the source of this 402-nucleotide messenger RNA. The record is from the annotation of a GenBank genome assembly. Lineage: Eukaryota; Viridiplantae; Streptophyta; Magnoliopsida; Brassicales; Brassicaceae.